Molecule: messenger RNA, 1631 nt
Organism: Cebus imitator (Panamanian white-faced capuchin)
Lineage: Eukaryota; Metazoa; Chordata; Mammalia; Primates; Cebidae
Product: interferon lambda-4
Exons: 5
Coding region: 275-814 (179 amino acids)
Biological process (GO): innate immune response; positive regulation of immune response; cell surface receptor signaling pathway via JAK-STAT
Molecular function (GO): cytokine activity
Source: RefSeq, a predicted model, not a curated record
GUUGCCCAGGUGGAGACUGCUCUGGACGCCUCCCAGGGUCCAGCGGACGGCAACACCUGCCACAGCGCGAGGCACAAAGGGUGCACUACAGGAAGGAGUGGGGGCAGAGACCGAGGCGAGGAGGGGACCGCCCAACUGUCUCUCCCCUGCGUGUGCUGCACCUUCGCACUCCGAGCAUCGCCUCCCCUUGAGAGCCUGAUCCAAGGCGGGGGCUGGACGCGUGGGCCCCUCUCUUUGGCCUCCCUGACGUCCCUGGCCUCCUGCAGGAGCAGAGAUGCGGCCAAGUGUCGCGGCCGCGGUGGCCGCGGGGCUGUGGGUCCUGUGCACGGUGGGUGCGGCGGCCCCCCGGCGCUGCCUGCUCUCGCACUACCGCUCGCUGGAGCCCCGGACGCUGUCGGCGGCCAAGGCGCUGAGGGACCGCUACGAGGAAGAGGCGCUGAGCUGGGGACCGCGCAACUGCUCCUUCCACCCCAGGAGGGAUCCUCCGCGGCCGUCGUCCUGCGCUUGGCUCCGACACGUGGCCCGAGGCAUCGCGGACGCCCAGGCCGUGCUCAGCCGCCUGCACCGCCCGGAGCUGCUCCCCGGCGCGGGCCCGAUCCUGGAGCUGCUGGCGGCCGCGGGGAGGGACGUGGCGGCCUGUCUCGAGCUGGCCCGGCCCGGCUCCUCCAGGAAAGUCCCCGGGGCCCCGAGGAGGCGUCACAAGCCGCGGAGAGCUGACUCGCCUCGGUGCCGCGAAGCCCGCGUGGUCUUCAACCUCCUGCGCCUGCUCACGUGGGAGCUCCGGCUGGCGGCGCACUCGGGGCCUUGCCUCUGACCCCGCCCCUUCCGCCAGCCCCGAAACCUCCACGCCAUUGGCUGCCGAAAGUGGCCCCUUUCGCCCAUUGGCCCGACCAGGGGAGGCUCUCAGCCAAUAGGCACUGAGGCACGAGAACUUCUCUGCCAUCUUGGGCCUGACUUGGAUCCUCUGUCUCGGUUACAAGAAGCGCGGGUCCUUCCUCCAGGGAAGAGAGCGCCGUUCCCCAGGAAGCAGCGAUGUUUCCUUGGGGUGCAUUGUACGAUCCCCCAAGGGCCGCUGUAGCAGGAAGAGACUUGAGCUCUGGAAACCGUGGCUGACCCCAGGCACGGCACCAGUUCCUCCUCGUGUGGUUACCAGGACACCCCCAAACCCGGGACCCAACCCUGGUUUUGUAGCCCCACAGCCAGCUUUGGGAUUCUGUGAAUCCGUGACUCUUGGAUCCGGCAUCUGGGGGGUACCAUUCCCUGAGGGAUUUGGUAGUGAAAUCCAAGAAUCCUUACCUGACUGUAGUUGUUUAGAUUCCCUGACCUAUGUUGUUUGUAGUUGUGAAAUUCCUGUGUAUUUGCUCUUCUGUCUCCUGGUUUAAAUUGACUGCAGUUAUUAAAGAGUGUUUUGAUUGCAUUGGUUGUUUUCCGUAGGAUGGUUCUGAGGGGCACCUUACAGCAAAAACAGAGGCUGAGCCAGGGACUCGGGUGGCCUGAGUUUCAGUUCUCACCCUGCCAGUUAAUUCCAGUGUAAUGCAGGACAAAUUGUUUUCUGAGCCUGUGUUUCCUCACCUAUAGGAUGGGUUAGUAUACUUGCCUUGUGGAGGAGUAGUGUACGUUGAGAUCACGUU